GAAUUGGCCAACAGGUCGGUGUAAGGCGCGCUCUGCGAGGAGCAAAUCCGGUCUCAGCCAUUGGCCAACACAACACAUACACAUCACACGAUUAUUGUUUCGUAUUCUUCCUCAUUAUUCUUUCUUUCUUCUUCUCCAUAACUCUGCUCUUCUUCACUGCUGAGAUCGAUCAGAGAAACAACAAGUAAAAUGGCCUUGGAAGUGUGUGUGAAGGCUGCAGUUGGUGCUCCUAAUGCCCUUGGAGAUUGCCCUUUCAGCCAAAGGGUUCUUCUAACUCUAGAGGAGAAGAAAAUUCCCUACCAGAUGCACUUGAUCAACGUCAGCGACAAGCCUCAAUGGUUUUUGGAGGCAAAUCCAGAGGGGAAGGUUCCGGUACUUAAGUCUGACGACAAAUGGAUUCCCGACUCCGAUGUCAUCACCCAGAUUAUCGAGGAGAAGUUUCCCGACCCUCCUCUCUCUACUCCCUCUGAAUACGCCUCCGUGGGAUCUAAAAUAUUUCCUUCCUUUGUUAAGUUCUUAAAGAGCAAGGACCCCAGUGAUGGCUCGGAGCAAGAACUGCUGGAUGCUCUGCGUGCAUUAGAUGAUCAUCUUAAAGCACAUGGCCCUUACGUCAAUGGAGAGAAGAUUUCUGCUGUUGAUCUGAGCUUGGCACCCAAACUGUACCAUCUCGAGAUUGCACUUGGCCAUUUCAAAAGCUGGACCAUUCCAGAGGAUCUGCAAAAUGUCAAAGAGUACAUUAAGUUACUUUUCUCUCGAGAGUCAUUCAUAAAGACCAAGGCUGCAAAGGAGUAUGUAAUUGCAGGGUGGGCACCAAAGGUUAAUGCAUGAGGGUUCUUACAAGUCCAUGUAUUUGAACUUGUGACAUGAAUGGUAGUCUAUUCAUCUAUUCAUCUUGUGUUACUUUCAUGAUGUUGGAACUAGAAAGGGACUUUAGGUCCCUGCUUUAAUUUGCAAUCUAUUUGCUAUUACUAGGAAUAAAUUGUUUAGUCUAUCAUGCAUCUAUAGAACUUUUCUUUCUCAUUCUCA
This is a messenger RNA of Nelumbo nucifera (sacred lotus), 1026 nucleotides long. Its product is annotated as putative glutathione S-transferase DHAR1, cytosolic. NCBI's taxonomy places the organism in Eukaryota, Viridiplantae, Streptophyta, Magnoliopsida, Proteales, Nelumbonaceae. Gene Ontology annotation, biological process: cellular oxidant detoxification; ascorbate glutathione cycle; protein glutathionylation. Gene Ontology annotation, molecular function: glutathione dehydrogenase (ascorbate) activity. The record is from RefSeq and is a predicted model, not a curated record.